AUGCUCCGCCAGGCUAUUCGAGGAGCUCGAUGGUAUGCGGCGCGCAAACCGUCGGUUUCCCUGCGCCCCUUCAGCGCUGUAACCGCGUGUCGGCUCGACUUCGGUGGGCCAAACGAUAAGGUCAACUUCUUUGAACAAGACGCCCCCGGCCAGAGGCGACGGCCGGUCAAUCCCGAGGCCGAAGAACUCGAGGAGCGAGAGGACAUACAGAAUGAACUCAUAAAGGUGGAGGAAGAGCUCAAAGUUCUAGAGAAAGGCCCAUUCCACCCCGACAGUCCGUUCAUCCAGAGCUUACCGGAAGAGGACCGAAAGAUUGCGCUCGAGGCCCUUCGAAAGUAUGAAGAGGAAAAGGGAACAACAGAUCCGCUGCCGUCCUUGGAUGAUGUUUUUGACGAGGAGCUGGAUGACAUGCUGAAAGAGGAGUUUGAGGGCAUGGCAACAGAGCAAGAGAACUGGCAGGACAGCGCCAGAGAGCAGCGCAAGGUAGCCGCGCGAAAAGCCUCAGAGGCCAGGAAACUAGCGGGCUCCGACUCUCAUCCAUACGCCGACCGAUUUAGAAAAGCUCUUCGCCACUAUACCCUGAACACGUUGGAUGAACGUGCUUGUCAGGAGCUAUGGAAAGCAUAUCGCCGGUGCAAACAAGCCAUCCCAGGAUUUCUAGACGCACUGCCUCCGAAAGCCAUGCAAGCAGUCUGGGAGUCACAAACUACAUCCAAAUUAUCUAAUACUGUCCGUUCAACACAUCUGCAAACCCUUGUCCAAGAUUCUACGUCCGCCGGGAGAUCACUCGCCAAGCCACAAAUCCUGUCAUAUAUCCAAGCCCUGCAUACUGGCGGCGCGACCAGCCAAGCAUUGGAACAGUGGGAGGCAUACCAAUCAGAGCUUUCACAGGAAAAGGAUGAUCUCGAGGAAUACUGGAUGCUCGGUGUCCGACUCUUUGCGGCCGCCAAAGACCCACAACGAGCCCAGGAUAUUGCUUUGGCAUUCCUCUCUAACGACCAAUCUCGACAACCGAGAGUUCUCAUUCCAGUGAUUACAGCAUGGGGUUUAGUUCCAGGGAAGGAAGCGGAGGUGAAAGCAUGGGCGUUAUAUCUGCAGUUGAAAACAUUCUUGGGUCCAGAUAUGACCAUGGACGACUAUGACCAAAUCAGUAUCGGACUUCUUACGGCUGGUCGAUUGGAUACCGCUGUUGCUAUUUUUAAGGAUAUGAUGGUGACAGGACAGGACCCUGCCAAGGAUUCCACGGCCGUGUAUCAAGCAGCCCUUGGCCUCGCUGGCAACCUCCAUGCGUCGAGCAUCAAUGAGAAGGCCGUGAACAAGGUCUCGUUGUCGGCGCUUACGAUGCUACCUCGUCAAUUUCAAAAUCGCUUCUUCUAUGCCAGCUGGAUGAAGAAGCUCAUCGGAAUGGGCCAGGUUGACUCAGCGGCACUGGUAAUUGAACUGAUGUAUGAACGAAACGUGCGACCGGAUACCAAGCACCUCAAUGGCUUAGUUGCAGGGUGGCUUCACGAGGGCAACCCGCAGGCACGAGACAAAGCCGAACGACUAGCAUGGUCGAUGAUCCAACACCGCAUCGAUGCCGUAUGGAAGCGAUUCCAGCCGCUUGAAACGACGCCUCGUCUUCAAGUCAAGCACCAAGAGGUGGAGCCAAGCCGAAUCCCUCAUUUUAUGAAGCGCGAGGUGCCACCUGCCAGCAUCGAGACAUUUUCUAUCCUUCUUCUCCACUACACGCGCCGAGGUGACGACGACAUGGUCAAAUACCUGGUCAAGUGCCUUGGCGACGCACACAUCCAACCAAACUCAUACUUCAUGAACCAUCUUCUCUACGCUGAACUACGCAAACAAGAUAUCCGCUCCCUCUGGACCAAGUUCCAAAAGAUGUCCGCCUCCGUCCGACCCGACCUGGAGACCUACGCCUGUCUGUGGGACUGCGCAAAAUUGCAAUUUGACCGUGGUCGCACCUCAUACGAUGCAGGAUUCCCAUCAGCUCGCCAAUUAUUCGCCGGUAUGAUGCGGUGGUACUCACAACUCACCCCACGAGCCCGCAAAAUCACGGACACCGAAUUCUCCAAGGACCUUUACGAUCAAAUUGUGCGUUGCUUCUGUCUGUCUAAGGAUAUUCCCGGCACACUCGUGGCUAUCCACUCGAUGCGAACAACAUUCGGAUUUGCACCGGACGAUGUGACUGCUCGUUUGAUUGUUCUUCAGGUAGCACGUCUAGCCGGUGUACCUGCCAACACACCGAAGCAUCGUCUCCGUCGGUUGUCAUCUACCCCGCGCAGCAAAGAAAAUAUUGGGCAGGUCAACCGGCUCUUGAAAUUGCUCGGUGAGCGCAAGUCCAUGGCUCUCCAGGCUCAGGGCUUGAGCAUUGAACUGCUUGAUCCGCAGGAGACGCAGCAGUAUCAGCUCGAAAUUAUGGCCCAGCUUUUGCGUAUUGUUCUGAGCCGGACGAACGGUUUGGAUCCUGUGCAGAUUGAGAGGAAAUUGGCACAAGCUGCUGGCGAAAUGGAUCUGCCGGACAUCGAUCUUGGUUCGCCCUUAGGGGUUGAUGAUAGCCAGUUGCUAUAA
Messenger RNA from Penicillium longicatenatum, 2568 nucleotides. RefSeq names its product pentatricopeptide repeat protein. The transcript has a single exon. The record is from RefSeq and is a predicted model, not a curated record. The coding region runs from base 1 to 2568 and encodes 855 amino acids. Gene Ontology annotation, molecular function: protein binding. NCBI's taxonomy places the organism in Eukaryota, Fungi, Ascomycota, Eurotiomycetes, Eurotiales, Aspergillaceae.